Messenger RNA from Sarcophilus harrisii (Tasmanian devil), 2839 nucleotides. It is a transcript of the gene PDSS2, whose product is annotated as decaprenyl diphosphate synthase subunit 2. Gene Ontology annotation, molecular function: prenyltransferase activity. Gene Ontology annotation, cellular component: transferase complex; mitochondrion. The transcript is spliced from 8 exons. The coding region runs from base 183 to 1364 and encodes 393 amino acids. Gene Ontology annotation, biological process: ubiquinone biosynthetic process; isoprenoid biosynthetic process. The record is from RefSeq and is a predicted model, not a curated record. Lineage: Eukaryota; Metazoa; Chordata; Mammalia; Dasyuromorphia; Dasyuridae.
GACAGCCGGAUUGCGGCGCCCAAUAUGGCGGCGCCCAGGGUACCGGUAGCUACUCCCGCGGCUGCGGCUCCGCGGCAGAGUUGCUGAGCUGGCCGGUGACUAACUUGAGCUUUCCUGACCCUGUCUCUCCGCCGGAGUCUUUGGCCCCCCCUCGUCCCUCGGUCCCUGCUAGCGCCGACGCCAUGAGUCUGCGGGAGCUGCUGCGCCGGCCCCGCCGCCCGGGGACGCCGAGCGCACUGUGGCGGCCGCUCCUGCGGCCGCCCCCCGCGCCUCGGCGUAGCCUCUUUUCAGGCUCCCCGACCCACUGGAACCAGGUGGUGUCGGAGGCCGAGAAGAUCGUGGGUUACCCGACUUCGUUCAUGAGUCUUCGUUGCCUUCUGAGCGACGAGCUCAGCAACAUCGCCAUGCAGGUGCGCAAGCUGGUUGGAACGCGGCAUCCGCUGCUCUACACGGCCAGGAGGCUUGUACAAGAUAGUCGAAAUAACCUCCAAUUGCGUGGCCUGGUGGUAUUACUUAUUUCCAAAGCUGCUGGACCUAGUAACACUGCAGUAUUGCCUCUCAAGCAUGACAUGGUCAGUGGAAUUUAUCCCAGUCAAAGAAGCCUGGCAGAGAUCACAGAACUUAUCCACACUGCUUUCCUUGUGCAUCGUGGGAUAGUAAAUUUAAGUGAAUUGAAUUCUUCUGAUGGUCCACUGAAAGACAUGCAGUUUGGAAAUAAAAUAGCUAUCCUGAGUGGAGACUUCCUUCUGGCAAAUGCCUGCACUGGACUAGCUCAGUUACAGAACACUAAGGUCGUGGAACUUGUAUCAAGUGCUCUUAUUGACUUAGUACAAGGAAUAUACUGUGAAAAGUCUACUUCAACAGAGGAAAACUGUAUCACAGAUGAUAUCGGAAUAUCAACUUGGAAGGAGCAGAUUUUCCUCUCCCAUAGUGCCUUGCUAGCAAAAAGCUGCCAAGCUGCAAUGGAAUUAGCAAAGCAUGAUACUGAGGUCCAGGAUAUGGCAUUUCAGUAUGGAAAGCACAUGUCUAUGAGUCAUAAGAUAAACUCUGACCUCCAGCCUUUUAUUAGAGGGAAGUGUGCUGGCUCCAUCACAUUUAAUUUAAAUUCAGCUCCUGUAGUCUUACAUCAGGAGUUUCUUGGAAGAGAAAUGUGGAUUAAGCAGAUCAGAGAGGCUCAAGAAAAAGGGACCUUAGACUAUUCAAAGUUGCAAGAAGCAAUCCUGGCUGGCAAAGGUGUGACUUCAGCUAUUGACCUAUGUCGUUACCAUGGAAACAAGGCCCUGGAAGCCCUGGAGUGCUUUCCUCCCUCUGAGGCCAGAUCUGCUUUAGAAAACAUUGUGUACGCUGUCACCAGGUUUCCUUGACACAGAAUUUAAAAAGAGACUAUUGUUCAUCGGCUGAAAAUAACAGGGAAGAUGGGGGAGAGGUCUCCACUGUGAACCAUCUAAAUGUGUCAAUGGUUUAAUUUUUUUUUUCAUUUACCACAUAACUGAAUGAGCUUCGCCUUCUUUUUGGAGUGGCUACAAACAAAAUUAGGAGAAGAAGGAGGGAAAAAAAAGGUCAAACAGUUUUCACUUGGCAUGCCAGAAGCACACUUGAGGCAGCUCUAGCAGAAAUAAUUAAUGAGCUUCACUCCUGUGACCUCAGCAAAUGGACAGGAAAUAAGUCUGUAUUGAUUGGACCGAGCUAGGGAUGGCGCCAGGGUGAUGGCCUGUGGUUUCCCUGUGCUAAAAAGGACAGAGGGGGGCAGGCAGACAGCUGCAGGUGUCGAGAGCAACCCUUUCUGAGCAGGCCAGAAUAGAAGAGUGUGUGAAGUCAAGAAUUAAUGUACCAAUUUGUCAUUGUGAAGGGACGUCCAAUGAAUUAAGAAGGAAAACCCUUUCUCUGUCUCCUUGCAAUUAUGUCUCCUCUUGGUUUUAUGUAUUUAAAUAUGAAAAUACCUUGUGCCUCAUGUUUUUAAUAUUUGCUAAAUGUACUAAGAAAAUAUGUCAUGUGUCAUAGGAAAUUUUUAAGCGCUAUCUGAUAUUCAUUUGGUUCUUAUGGAAGAAAGAAGUCUCUUCUUUCUCUUUCCCUCUUCCUCUCUCCUUUUUCCUCCCUUUCUCCUUCUUCCUCCCUCUCCUUCUCUCUCUUUCCUUCUCCCUCCCUCCCUCCCCUUCUCUGUCUCUGUCUGUCUCUCUCUCUGUCUCUUUCUGUCUCUCUCUCACUCUCCUGAAGAUUAAAUUUUUAACCACCAUUUCAGAGAACCAAACUUUUUCUCCUUGAUCAAAGUCAUCUUCUCUUACACUGAUGCAUUCUUUUUCCUUGAUUGGUAAUAGUAUUGUCUUUCAAAUGAAAUGUAUAAAUUUGUAAUACUUGGGAUUGAGGAAUACUCUUUUAUUUGUACAAAUUUUCCGUGGUUUAAUCAUACAACCAAGGAGUUUGUUGGGGGGGAUUUUGUUUAACCUCGCUAUGUCGAAUUUGAAAUCUUGAACCACAGACAUCCAAUUACAGAAAGAAUAUAAGGAAUAUCACAACCCAGCAACUUGACACUGUCUCUGUUUUGUUCAUAGGAGAUGAUUUUUGUGGUUUGCAUGCAUGCAAUAUGAGAACAUCGUUGACAAGAAGGCUGAGUUUACAUAAACGAUCUAGAUUGAGACUCAGCUACCUUUCUUCCUUAUGUGGUGUAAUUACAGCCCAAUCUGGAGACAGCUAACACAGCAAACAGAUUUCAUUACAUCCUUCCCUCCAACUCUGAGUAGAGUUAUUUCUGUUAAAUUCUUCACCCCUUAAAAAAAGUCAUAGAGCUUCUUUGUCAGGGACCAAAUGGGUGACAUACAUCUCAAUAAAAGAUUUAAAAUUA